AUGGCCUCCCGCGUGAAUAACCUCAUGAACCACCUCGCUAUCCGCGACUCGGACAGCGAGGAGAUGCGCUACAUCAAGCAGCGCCUCGCGCUCGCCUCCCUCUCCACCCAAUUCACCAUGGCCUCAGAGAAGAUGAAGCAGCUCACCAUGUACAUGGUGUAUGAGAUGGUCGAGGGUCUUGAGGGUCGGCCGAGCACCGUGCGCAUGCUGCCGUCCUACGUGUACACGUCUGACCCAGCCAAGGCCACGGGUGUGUACUACGCGCUCGACCUCGGUGGCACGAACUUCCGCGUACUGCGCGUGAGCCUGCGCAGCGGCAAGGUGGACGACCGCAUCGACUCGAAGUUCGUCAUCCCGAAGAGCGCCCUGACUGGCAAUUCCGCGAACCUGUUCGACUUCAUUGCGCAGAGCGUGAAGAAGAUGAUGUCGGAGAAUGCCCCCGAGGACCUGGAGAAGCGCGUGCCGCUCGGCUUCACGUUCUCCUUCCCGGUGGACCAGAAGGCCGUCAACAAGGGUCUGCUGAUCAAGUGGACGAAGGGCUUCUCGACGAAGAACGUGGAGGGCAACGAUGUGGUGGAGCUGCUGCAGGGGUCGCUGCGCCGCAUGCACAUCAACGUGAACGUUGUGGCGCUCUGCAACGACACCGUCGGCACGCUGGUGGCGCGCUACUUCGUCGACACGAACGCGCAGGUCGGCGUCAUCAUCGGCACUGGCUCCAACGCCUGCUACUUUGAGCGCGCCUCGGCCGUCACGAAGGACCCCGCCGUGUGUGCCCGCGGCAACGCCGUCACGCCGAUCAACAUGGAGUGCGGCAACUUCGACUCCAAGUACAAGUAUGCGCUGCCCACCACCGUGUACGACGACGAGAUGGACGCGAUCACCCCCAACCGCGACCACCAGCGCCAAGAGAAGAUCGUCUCUGGCAUGUACCUCGGUGAGAUCAGUCGCCGCAUGAUCGUGCACCUGGCUCAGCUCGGCUGCCUGCCCCGCGAUCUGGUGGACGGUCUGGGCAAGCCGUGGGCGUUCGAAAGCAAGCACAUGGGCAUGGUUGCCGCCGAUCAGAUGCCCGGCCUGCAGUUCACUCGCGAGCUCAUAAAGCGCGUCGCUGGUGUGAAUGUGACCGAUGUAGCCGACCUGCACACGAUUCGCGAGAUCUGCUGCCUGGUGCGUAACCGUGCUGCUCAGCAGGCCGCUGUUCUUAGUGCUGCUCCGAUGCUCAAGACCCGCACGCAGGGCCUCGCCACCGUCGCUGUCGACGGCUCCGUGUACGAGAAGGUGCCGUCCUUCCAGCGCCUGUACCAGGAGUGCAUAACUGGCAUCCUCGGCCCCACAUCGAACGCGAAGGUGGUUCUGCAGAAGGACGGUAGCGGUGUCGGCGCCGCGAUGAUCUGCGCACUGGCCGCCAACCAGAAGUAG
Molecule: messenger RNA, 1416 nt
Organism: Leishmania braziliensis MHOM/BR/75/M2904
Lineage: Eukaryota; Euglenozoa; Kinetoplastea; Trypanosomatida; Trypanosomatidae
Product: putative hexokinase
Exons: 1
Coding region: 1-1416 (471 amino acids)
Biological process (GO): glycolytic process; intracellular glucose homeostasis; glucose 6-phosphate metabolic process
Cellular component (GO): cytosol; mitochondrion
Molecular function (GO): ATP binding; mannokinase activity; D-glucose binding
Source: RefSeq, a predicted model, not a curated record